UUUAAUGUGAUGGAGCAACUGAUAUUUGUUAACAGUUAAGUCUCAUCCCCCAAAUUAUGAGUUGCUUCACAGGUGUUUGCUGUGGACAUCUGAUGGUUAAUUUUUCCCAAGUCAUAGUUUUCAACUUGAGGGGACUUAAAACAGGGAGUAUAAAUAGUUAUUGCAAGGCCCUUUUAAGGCCGAGUCAGUAAAAAGCAAGUAACCAAAGCCCUAGUGUUUAUCAUUUGUAUUUUACAACUUUACUUAUAAUAUGUAACAUAUUACAGUGAAAACUUGGCUUCAUCUUGCAUGUUAUCAGAAUGCUGAACAGUGGCCUAGCAAGACCUAAAACUUGAUGUGUUUUGAAGAAAUCGGAACCAGUGUCCUGACUGUCACCCAGUGCGGUCCCAAAACAGUGUUUUUCUGGGCACCUGUUAUGAAAUGGGGUUUGGUAUGUGCUGGAAUGGCUGAUAUGACCAGACCGGCAGAAAAGCUCAGCACAGCACAGUCUGCAGUACUAAUGGCCACAGGCCUUAUUUGGUCAAGGUACUCUCUAGUUAUUAUUCCUAAAAACUGGAGUCUGUUUGCUGUGAACUUUUUUGUUGGCUGUGCUGGUGGCUCUCAACUCUUCCGAAUAUGGAGGUAUAACCAGGAGCUAAAAGCAAAACAACAAGAGCAGCUGCAGCAAAGAGAUGCUUAACCCAACAGGUCAAAUCCAACAACGCACAAACCCUUCCCCUUCCAAGUGGGACCUUGCUUCACUAAUUUUAAUUUUUUUUCUCUGAGAAAAUGAAAGAGGAAAUCUAAAUGUCUAGAGAACAAGUGUUUUCUAAGUGCAAAUAACAAAGUAUCACCAUACAUCUAAAUGUAAAAGCAACCUUUUAAAUCGAAGUAAAAUUGUGUGUCUUA
Messenger RNA from Falco peregrinus (peregrine falcon), 888 nucleotides. It is a transcript of the gene MPC2, whose product is annotated as mitochondrial pyruvate carrier 2. Lineage: Eukaryota; Metazoa; Chordata; Aves; Falconiformes; Falconidae. The coding region runs from base 335 to 679 and encodes 114 amino acids. Gene Ontology annotation, biological process: pyruvate import into mitochondria. Gene Ontology annotation, cellular component: mitochondrial inner membrane. Gene Ontology annotation, molecular function: pyruvate transmembrane transporter activity. The record is from RefSeq and is a predicted model, not a curated record. The transcript has 5 exons.